AUGGAUAGAAGAUGGAAACCAAAUGUAGAACUAGCUCCAAACUGUCCUCGCUGUGAUUCUUCUAAUACUAAGUUUUGUUAUUACAACAAUUACAGUUUAACACAACCUCGUUACUUUUGCAAAGGUUGUAGAAGAUAUUGGACUAAAGGUGGCUCUUUACGUAAUGUACCCAUCGGUGGAGGUUGCCGGAAGAACCGCAGAGGCAAAUCUGUAAGGAUUUCGACUAGCAGUCGUUCGUCUCCCCGGUCGACUUCGAAUCAUGAGGGUGGUGGUGAUAGUAGCGGUGGUUCGUUACAAGGUGUGAAUGGUGUUUCAAGAAAUGAGUCAUUUGGGAAUUUGGUAAAUAAUAAUGCACCACCGGUGGCUAGUAUUAUCUCAUCACAAAGGUCUGAUUCUAGUACUACUACUACUAAUGCUACUAUCGAUCUUGCAUUAGUUUAUGCAAAGUACUUGAACCAGCAACCGGAUUGUGCUAAUUCUAGGGGAUCCAUUAUUCCUACUACUACUGGUACUGAAUUGCCUAGAGAUCAUCAUCAAUUUGGUUCGUCAUUUGAGUUCCUGGAAAACCCGACUCAUCGUCUUCAUAAACCAUCAUUUCAAGAGCAAUGUAUGUUUGGUUCUUCGACAAUCGGAAGCAUAUCUAACCCAUCUCCGGGAACUCAUUUGAGCGAAACAAAGCAAGUAUGUUUAGCAAGCCACGAUCAACAACAACAACCGGAGAUGAGUGGUAAUUACAUGUUUCAAGCACCAUUACCACCGCCGUCCGAAGAUGUUAGUAGUGCUCUUCAAGAUAAUUUAUGGUUGAAUUCUCCAAAUUCCAUGUUAACGAGUUCGAGUUUCAACUGGCAAUCAACACCAACACAAUUACAAGGUUUCGAACCAAUUACCGGCGAUCAUUCAACAACAACACUCCAUUCAAAUUCAUUAGACGGUAAUUGGAACUCAUCAUUCCAUCUUCUUCCUAGUUAUGAAACUUUCCUUGGACAAUAA
Molecule: messenger RNA, 990 nt
Organism: Papaver somniferum (opium poppy)
Lineage: Eukaryota; Viridiplantae; Streptophyta; Magnoliopsida; Ranunculales; Papaveraceae
Product: dof zinc finger protein DOF1.4-like
Exons: 1
Coding region: 1-990 (329 amino acids)
Biological process (GO): regulation of DNA-templated transcription
Molecular function (GO): DNA-binding transcription factor activity; DNA binding
Source: RefSeq, a predicted model, not a curated record